Molecule: messenger RNA, 6847 nt
Organism: Corvus hawaiiensis (hawaiian crow)
Lineage: Eukaryota; Metazoa; Chordata; Aves; Passeriformes; Corvidae
Gene: VGLL3
Product: vestigial like family member 3
Exons: 4
Coding region: 50-943 (297 amino acids)
Biological process (GO): regulation of transcription by RNA polymerase II
Cellular component (GO): nucleus
Source: RefSeq, a predicted model, not a curated record
AGGAAGAAGAGGAAGGGGGAGACGGCGGUGGCGCGGGGCGGCCGCGGCCAUGAGCUGCUCGGACGUGGCCAUGCAGCAGCCCGCCCCGGCGGCGUGCGGGGCGCCCCGCUAUCUGGCCGCGCCCGCGGCGGGCUGCGCGCAGAAGAAGUUAGCUGUGUACAACAAGAUGCAGGAGUCUCUGGAAGUGACCCUUCCCAGCAAGCAAGAGGAGGAUGAGAAAGACCAGCCUGCGGAGAUGGAGUACCUGAACUCUCGCUGCGUCCUGUUCACUUACUUCCAGGGAGACAUUGGUUCAGUGGUGGAUGAACACUUCUCAAGAGCUUUGAGCCAAGCCAGUAGCUUCAGUUCAGAGACUGCCCUUUCCAAGAGCAAGGCAGGGCUGAAUCCUCUGUGGAGAGAAAGCUCAACGAUUUCAAGCCAGAGGAGCGGUUUCCCAACCUCGUUCUGGACCAGCUCUUACCAGCCUCCUCCUCCACCCUGCUUAAGUGGAGUACACCCCGAUUUCCCCGUGACUGCACCAGGCACCUUCCCGACACCAGACCCCAGCAGCUGGCCAGGACACGGCCUUCACCAGACUGCCCCACCUCCUCCCCCUGCUGCCUCUGAGUCCUGGCAUUACCCUUUAGCAUCUCAGGUGAGCCCUUCGUAUGCACACAUGCACGAUGUGUACAUGCACCGCCAUCACCCUCAUCCCCACAUGCACCACCACCAUCCCGGCUCGCACCGUGACCCCCGCUACGGCUCCCUGCUGGUGCCGUCGGUGCGCGCCGCCAGGAUUCCUGCUCCCCAGUGUGACGUGACAAAGUCAGACCCCGCUGCUGUCACCAGCGCUACCUCAGCUUGGGCUGGAGCCUUUCACGGAACCGUGGACAUUGUGCCAAGUUUCGGCUUUGAUACAGGUCUACAGCAUCAGGACAAGAGCAAGGAAACUGCUUGGUUCUGAAGUGCAGAGCAAUUAAGACCAGCUAGAGCUGGAGUCGGCAGAGCUGGGCGGGUGAUACAGCAGUGGUUGACUCCUUCUGCGUGGAGCAAAGGACACACAUGAAGAUGAAGAGCCAAAACUAUUCUGGUUUUGCUAUUGAGCCUUUUAUUUGUAAGGCCGUUUAUGGGUCCCACAGUGUUGGAAGAAAACCAGAAACCUAACUUUUCUUUCUUUCCUCAUCUGAGCCUGCUGCAGCUGGGCAACCUAACUCCUUUCUGCUCCUAUAACAGUGUUUCGUUUUGUUCAGCUUGAUAUUUUUAUGAACAGUCUCAAUAGUCAGGAAAAAGACUCUCCCUUGACUACAGUGCGCCUUCUUUCAGGAAUACAGUAUUUUGUAGCUCUUUGUGCAUCUAUUUUUGUAGAAAUACAGAAAGUUUGGGUAAGGAUUGAUGGGCUAUUUUAGGAUGACAUAUUUUUUUAAAAAAAAUUGUAAAAUUGUUAAGUUCUGUUUAAAGAACUUGCUCUCAGAGAAGCACUGGCAAAAAUGUAUAAAAUGCUAUUUUUAGAUGUCUGUGAUGUGUUUGUGCAUUUUGGGUUUUUUUGUUUGUUACCUCAAAUGUCUAUCUUUCCUUUCUUUUUAAAGAGCUAAAUGCCUUUGUUUCCACACUACUAGAUUCUGAUGUUUUUGUCCUUUUGUUCUAGCCUAAGCAAGUAUAAUUCGCACCUGAAGUUUCAGCCAAAUAUUUUUUCCCGGUGUUAGAUUAUAGUAAAAGUGUUUUUGUUUUUCUUGCUUCUAAAGGUGGUUUUGUGCUGUGCUGAUUGUCGGAAGCUUGCAAACACCUUUAGUAUAGAGCAAAGCUUGAAGUUACAGAACUGCAUUUCCAACUCCUCCAUUCUUUCAAAAUGGACCAAAUACUCUUAAAUCAGACACGAAUAUGGGCCUCAUCUAUGAUCCAUUGAAGCUGUUGAACCCAGUGCCCUGUGGGUUAUGUUGCAGGCCCCUCAUAGUGCUCAUAAAUAUCAGUAUAAUCAUACAGGCAGGACUUCAGGUAAGCCAUUUCAAGGUGGUAACUUACAACAUCAAUAUUCAGGGAAAAAAAGAAAAAAAUCCAGGUUUAUAAAAAUGUGUGGCUUGUGGAAACAAAAGGUUUUCGACUAGCCUGAUCCAUGUGCUGAGCAGCUCAAGGAAAGCACUACCAUUCUCAACUCCUGUUGACUUCAGAAUGUGUUUGCCUGACCUCGGCUGUGCUGUGGGGCUUGCUGGACCCCAGCUGCAGCUCUGCAGUUUCGUAACCAGCUGCACGUGCCGAGCGUGCACACACCGGGGCUUGGUGGCUGCCAGGGCCAGGGCCUGGCCUUGGAAAAGCACCAUGGCCACAUGGAACCACAGCCUUGUGCUUGGGAAGCCCCCCUGGCCUGGGCCUUGGGUCUGACGUGCAUAAUAAAGGCUUUAGUUGGAGCCAGGGUGAUCAAAUCCUGAGUAAGGGCUGCGAGGUCACCCUGGGCAGCCGUGGGCUGGAGCUGGGUCAGUCUCCGUGCCCAGCCCUUGGGGACUCCAAGUGUCAGCGUCUGCUUAGAUGGGACUGAGGUGGGCCCGGGAUCAGGACCUGGGUUGCUGGAUCCUGGCUGUUGCUCAGAGAUGUUGCCUUCCUGCUCUGUGCACUCAGGGUCCCUCUGUAGUAUUUCCUGAGGCUCUUACAAAGCGUUACAUUUCUGUCACCACUGCUCUCAGACAUCCCUGUUUGAAAGACGCACCGGCCGAGUGGAAAAACCAAGAUACGAACACAUGGCUGAGAUAAGAAAGAGUUUAAUUUUAAAGAGUUUAAUUUAAUUUUUAGUUUAGUUUUGUCAGGUGGAGACCACAUGGAUCUGUGUGUGAAAGGGGAAGGGGGGCGUUGGGAAGUGCAUGCCACUCCGAGGUUCAGGGCUCCUUCCUUGCACUGCUGCUUCCCUCCAGGCUUUUUGAAUUUGAUCUUAUGAGGUGUUGAGCAUUCUCCUUUGUCAAGGGAGAGGGCUUGACAUGCUGGCAUUGGAGGCAUUAGGAUUAUAUCACAAUUUGGCAAGACCCUUAAGUCCCUACCUUGCUGAUUUGAAGUUUUAGACAGCGUAUAAAUGCUGAAUGGACUAUGCGUAAAUAUUGCUUUAAAAUAAUAACGUUGUAGUCUCUGUGUUGGGAUGAUGAAUUAAAUGUGGUGGGGUUUUUUCCUUGUCUUUGUAGUCCAUCAGUAUUUCUUUCUCUCAAUAAGUUUCACUCUCAUGACAGUUCUACAUAUUAUUGCUGCCUUGGUGGAGCUAGCUCCUCGAUUUGUCAAUAAAUUCAUAAUGCAGUGGGAAAACUGUAUGAGAGGGAGUGGUGUACCAGCUGCCAGAGUUCACUUUCUUAUCAGGACAAUACAGUUCAGGAAAUAUCUGAGUUCUGACUUAGGAAUGUUGACAGUAUUAGAAAUACUGUGAGGGGAAAAAAAAAUCUGAUUUGUUUUUUAUUUUCCUCUGGACUUGGCAAAGGUGGAAAUAUGAACUUCAGGGAUGGAGUGUUUGGGUGGCAGGGGAAGCAAAGAAAAGGCAGCAUUUCUUUUUGAGGUGUGUUUGGCUUCCUGAAACAGUUUAAAGCCUAACAAGAGCAGUCUGCUCACUGGCUUCCCCUUCACAAGCUUGUGCUGCAGGGGACCUCCUCUGGUUCCCUGUAGGUGUCAAAGCAAAAUGGGACAGGAAAGAAACAGGCCCACAGUUUGCACUGGAAUCUCUUUCUGGAUUGUAUCACUGAGUUGUUGGUAAGUGGGGAUGAAGAAGUGGGGAAGCUGUUGCCUCUUCCACCUCCAGGACUGCUGUUCUGCACCCAGUUUCCACUGCUGAACCUGGGAGUGAGCUGGAGGAACUUCUGCGCACUCUGGGAGACAAGUGCCAAUAAAAACCGGCUGUCAUCUGUAGCCAUUCAUGCACCAGUGUGCUGACUUUGAAAGUGAAACAAAUUCUUCUUUCCCCUCAGUCACUAGCUGUCCCUUGUGCUAGCAAGUGAGCUGGAAGUAAAAGCCUAAGUGUGUAGCAGUAGCCCUACUUCUGUGUUCUACAAUUUGAGGGAUGGAAAAGGAAAAAAAACAAACCCUUCUCUGUGACAAACUUUUAAGUUCAAUUCAGCAGAUUUCCUUCUCUCCCUCUUCCCCGUACAUGCACGCUCACACACACGCACAGAAGUGCUUAUGAGAAGCAGAUGCUGCCAUGGUUUUGCUCUUGGAAGAGGAGGGAGCUCUCGACUGCAAUGCUGCAGUGGUGGGGAAUUGAUGGCAGAGAGAAAGAAUGGAAAGGUUGAGACUGGUCAUGUUUCUGCAGAUAGGAAAAAAAGGCCCUUGAAAUCAGGUCACAGAUAAGUUGUGUGUCUUACUGCAUUACUAAAGGAGUUGUUUCAUUCUUUUUAUGUGGCGUGUUCUGAUGCUGUCCCAAGAAAGUGGAUGAUUCAUUUUGAGAGGGCUUAUAAAACAUGUUGUACUCUGUCACUGUUUCUAGGAGAACAUAGGGAAAUUAUUGUUUUAUUUCAAGAAACUCAAAAUACUGACCUCCUUAAAGUUGUCCAAGAUUUUAUUUUAUUCCUGUUAAUGUUGAGAAAUCUGACAUCAGUUUUUAUGUCUUCAUUUGAAGACUGUGAGGGCUCAAGCUGUCCACCACUUUUUGAGAGGCAGAUGCUAGUUUUUUUCAGCAGCUCAUUUCCAUCCCAACAAGCAGAUGGAAUAGUGCAGCCACUGACUGCCCAGGAGGCUGGAAUUCUGGAAUUCUGGAGAGCUGAAUAAGCUGCACUUGGCAGUAGUAAAAUGGACUCUGUUCUGAUUCCUGUUCUCACCAGACACACAAGUUCAGGUGGUCCUCAGUGAAUGGCAGUUUUCUCUCCAUCAUCCACACCUGCAUCAAAACACUUUCAUGAGCAGAUCUCUCAUCACAGCUUUCAGAGAGCAGAGUUUUCUGGGAGGGGAGUGUCACAUUUCCCCCCACCUGGCCUUAGAGUUGCCUUGCUGCACCCAGCCUUUCUGCUUCCAGGCUGUUACUUAUGUCUUGCUGUCCCCCUCCCACAAUUCUUCAUGUGUAUGUCUAUAUUUCUCUACAAAUAUAUUUAUACACAUCCACGUGUAGCUAUACCUGGUUCCCUCCAUUCCACUCUCAUAUGUCCUUUGGAGAUAAAGUGAAUGACUUCACCAAGUCUCAUCUGAGAUGGAAAAUGUAGGCAUUUAUUUCAUUCUCUGUUAACUCAGGUGUGAAUAGGAUUUUUCCAUGCUUGUUAAAAAAAAACCCCAAAACAGCACAACCAAAACACAUCAAAAAAAAAAAACCAAACCCUUUCAAAUCACCUGAUUUGUAUCUGUAAAGAUGACCAUGGAAUCAGCAGUUAUGUGGAGAUGUGCAGUAUGUUGCCAUUCAGCAGACAAGCCUAUCUCUGAAUAAGAUUAUUUCAUUUCAGGUACAAGCUUUUGUUCCAUAUCAAUGGACCAGCAAUAUAUAUAUAUCCUUAUAAACAAUUUAGAAAGAUACCUAUUUUUCAAGUGGAAUUCUUGGUUUUAGUUUGUCAGCCUUUGAGCUUCUAAAGGGUAUGUGGAUGAUAAAUAUUGUUUGUGUGUGGGUUUUUAAAAAGUUGAUGCAUGUUAUUUGGAACUAAAAUCUCAUGUAAAGUGGGAAGGUAUUUAAAAAUAAAUAUUGCUUUUACAUAUUAGCCCUAUGGGCACAAUCUGAGAGUUGUGGUGCAGGGAGAUGUCCCUUUAAAAAGUAAGGGUCUCUUGCCUGAGCAAAUUCAAAAUCCAGGAGAGGCAGGAGAGGUCUUGGAAAAGUUGAUCUGGUGGAGCUGAGAGCAGAGAUGAUCCUCUCCAAAAUUGUAGGUACAUGAUUGGGCAGACACUGGUCAGUGUACUAAAUUUAGGCUGUGUUAGGAGGUUUGUUCUUAUGGGGUGAACUGGUUGCCAAAGGGAAUAGGAGCUGUCCCUGGAAAGCCGUGUUUUAGCUGCCCUUGGUCUGCUCAGUGCCUGUGACCCUCUCCCUGUUCUUGCUGUGCAGUCUCCACAACACCGCAGGGGGGACCUAUGAAAGCUGGGCUGGAGUUCCCUGGGAAAUGCACCAUUUGUUUGUUUUUUUUUUUUAAGCUCCCAAUAAAGAAAGUUUAGGGAUGGGGGUAAUUAAAACACCCCAAUAAUUUCGUGCACCUGCUCAAAGGCUCAAGCCUCUAAGAUAAAUCAGCUGUGCACCGUGGCCAUUUGCCUAUAGAAGCUGUUUCCUCCCUUCAGUGUCCUUGGAAACCUUCAGUGGCGUCGAGAUGGUUUGGACCAGUCUUGAAAGCCUGAAUUGCAGUCCAGUGGUGGCCUGGGGGCUGGUCCAGCAUUGAUUCUGGUGAGCUGGGGCUCAGGUAUUUGGUACCUAUAGACAAGCAGUGUUUAUAGGAGUUGAGGUUUACAGUAAUUGACUGAAGUAUCUGCAGAACUGUGCUGCACUUUCCCUGCUCGCUCUUUGUAGCUGUUGCUUAAAACCAUCAGUCAAAUCAGGGUCCCUCUCUUCCCCUCACCUGUUUCAUCACCUUGCUUCCCUCAAAACUCCAUUGAAAUUUUUGCAAUUUUUGCCUCUCUCAUCAAAACUGAGGGGGGGGGGGCUUUGUAUAAAGAAAAAGUGUUACUGUUUAUUACUGAAUAAAUAAUUUAAUGUGAAUUUUAUUGUUAUAUUUUUUAUGUAGCAUUUUUGGUUUGGUCUGUAUUUCUCAACAAUUAGCUAAUUCUUUCUUUUUAUUCUUAUGCAACUGGCGAACUCAUAAAUCUCUUUGUGAAUUUCUGCAUCCUGAGUUUCUAUUCUUUGCACGAGAUUAAUUUUUAGAGCCAAGGAUUUGUCUUCUGUUGAAAACGUUGUAAAACAAGUGUUCUAAACUGGUUCUGUACUAAAAUUAAACAGAGCAAAAGCCUUGAA